Messenger RNA from Symbiodinium necroappetens, 2483 nucleotides. The record is from the annotation of a GenBank genome assembly. NCBI's taxonomy places the organism in Eukaryota, Dinophyceae, Suessiales, Symbiodiniaceae.
GUGUGGAGGAGACCUCUGAACCACGGGGCCGCAGCACAACUCCAGCCGGAGCUUUGGGAGCACGCGCAGAAUGUCCGCCGCUCGCCAAGUUGGGCAUUUGCUUCGAGGGCGCCCGACCAGGUGAACAGCUCGCAAGGGCAGAGCCCAAUUUGGCCCGCGCGCGCCGAAACGAGGCCCCUUGCCCGCCCUCCCAAGAUGAGGAGUCUGCCAGCGCUGCGAGCGUGAAGCGAUCCUUGGGCCAGAGCAUGGAGCAGGUCUUAACACUGCUUGCAGAGGCUCGGGCCCUGGGGCUGGUGGAGGAAGUGAGGAGUGCCGAGACGCGCCUCAAGGCCGCGAUGCUCCAAAGAUUGGGCCCCGCGCCGUCCUCGACACCCUCGGCGCCCUCGCCGUCGCCUUCACCAAGCUACCCGGCUCCCGCAGGCUGCGGCUCUUCCGGUGCCGCCUCAGGUGUCGCUUCAGUGCCACGCAGCCGGGCACUUAGCCGGGCAUCUUCUUGCGACUCCUUCUUCGACGGCGAGGCCCUGCGCUUCGUGCUGGCACCCUCGCCAUCGAACACACCAGGUGACAUCACUCAGUCGAACUCCCCACGCUCACAUUGCCACACCCCGGGUGGCGGUGCCUAUGGGGAUGACUACCAGGCCUACCAUGGCAUCUACAGAGGCUCCUUGCCCAGCGCAGCCAGCAUUGACUCGGCGCUGCGAAAUGUGGCCGUGGCGGAGGCGCUGCAGGUGCCUCAGUCGGGCAGCCAGUGGGUGCAAUCGGGCAGCCAAGCGUCAGAGACCUUCGAGGAAGGACCCUUGGCGCCGGCCUUGAACGCCUGGCCCGUGGAUGCCUUGGCCCCGCUCCUGCGCGCCCCGGCCCCGGCCCCAGCCCCUUCCAGCGCACCCCUGCGGCGGCGCAGCAAGGCCUCCGCGGAGUCCGGGCCGAGCUUGGGCUUCAUGUGGCACAGCAGCCCCUUUGCCAUCUCCAGAACACCCAACAUCCACACACCCGUCUCGCACCACUCCCCCGCCCGAUCCCCGACCUCCUUCAGUGGCUACUGCUCCCCUAUCCCGGGCUUCCCGUCUGGAGUGGCCUCUCCCAACCGCCGCUCCGGCUACUCCUCCCCGUCCACGGGCCUGAACGCAGCGGCUUUCUUCACCGGCGCCGCAGCUGCCGCCACCCAGUCCGGGCUCAUGCGCCGGCUCAUGUCCUUGAGAGAGGCGCGAGGAGAAGAGCGCGAGGAGGACAGCGAGUGGUCCAGCGAGGACCCGUCCGAUGGCGGAGAGGCCAAGGCCCCGCCGGACCUCUUGGAGCUCUUGUUGAAGCACGCCGAGCGGGUGGCCCCACGCCGCGGGGGGCGGGAGCCGAGAUCCCUCUGCUUGGACCUGAGCUCCGAGCUCUUGCCCGUGCGGCUCCGGGGCUUGCUGCCUUGCUACGCGAUCCCCUUUCUCAAUGCCUGGGUGCAGGCGCUGCUUGCGUGCUCACCGCUCUGCCAUCUGCUGGCACAGGUCUCCUGGCAGAAGCAGCCGCAUCAGCCGCAUCAGCGCCCGGCGUACCACUGCCUCAUGCAGUUGGCCUGGGAGUUCUACGGACACUCGGAGCUUCCGGGAGCUUCUGCGGGCUCCGCGGGCGUGUUCAAUCGCCUGCAGGCCACGGGCGACCACGCGGUCGACGCAGCUUUCCUCGCCGAGCCGCUCCUGAGACGAUUUGAGAGGGGGAAGUCGGUGCAAGAGGCGCCGGUUUUCCCUGACCUUGUCGGUCCCGACAUGUUCUCCUGCUUCCUGCGGUUUUUCCUCGGUGAGCUUCAUGACGAGUGCAAGUGGCCAACUCUCUCCGCGGUGCCUUACCAGCACGAGGACUCACCGAUGAUGCGAAUCUUUGGAGGCCUCGUCCGGAAGUCCUCCCAUGGGAGGCGAGUGAGCACCCUCGGCGAUGGUCACGCUCACACGGAUGUGGCGCCCUUCCUCUUGCUUCACCUGGACCUCGCGGACCCUUUCGGGGAUCCCAAGACGCCCAUCUCUGUUGAGGCAGCCGUGGAGCAGCUUUUGACGCGGCAGGAAGCCCGGUUCCUUCGGCUCCCGCCUUUCUUGCUCCUCCACCUGCACCGCUUCCGCACGGGAAGCGACGGCUUACCCGACCGGGUCAACCGAAAGUGUCGCAUAGGCCUCGAAAUGGAGCUGGAGGAGGCCACGGGUUACACCCUGCGCUCAGUCACAUACCAACUGCGGAGUGCCAUCUGCCACUACGGCGAAGUCCCGGAAGGCGGGGCCUACAAGGCCUUCGCGUUGCAUUGCGACGACUUAAGGCCGGAGAACGGGCAGCGGCCAGGGCCGGAGGGUCGGCCGGAAGGGUCCUGGCAUGUGCUGGACGACGCAGCAGUGCGCUGCAAGAGGGACAUCCAAGAGACCAUCGACUCAGAGGGGCACCACGCCUGCUUGCUGAUGUUCCGAAGGCAAGACACAAAGACCGUGAAUCUCAGGCCGCAUGCCGUCUUUUCUUGA